This is a messenger RNA of Populus trichocarpa (black cottonwood), 3629 nucleotides long. RefSeq names its product probable arabinosyltransferase ARAD1. The record is from RefSeq and is a predicted model, not a curated record. The transcript has 3 exons. The coding region runs from base 2012 to 3442 and encodes 476 amino acids. Gene Ontology annotation, molecular function: glycosyltransferase activity. NCBI's taxonomy places the organism in Eukaryota, Viridiplantae, Streptophyta, Magnoliopsida, Malpighiales, Salicaceae.
ACUUAAAGAAAGUAUUUUUUGUUAAUCUCCAUUCCAAAAUACAAAUAUCAAAGAUAAUAUUUUUAAUUGUUAUAAUCAUAAUUUCAUUGGAGUUUAUUUAAAUAUAUCUCUGUAAUAUAAAAAAAAUUGUGAAAUAAGAUAUUGCAUUGUUUUUAAAUUUAAAAUGCUAUUAUAACUAUUUCAGCCCUUCUCUAGUUCUUGAAAAUUUACACAUUCACGAUUCCUUUUUUUUUUCCUUAUUCAAUUUUAUUUUUCUAUAGUAUGUUAACAUGGUUUUAAAUUUUAUAAUUUAUGUUUAAUUUUCAUGUUCUAGUUAAUCAAGGUGGCAAGAAAUGUUUUUAUAUUAAAUUAAAGAUCAAUAUUAUAAAUUAGAUUGUAAGUUUAUAUAUUGUUUUUUUAAGAAAAGUGAGACAACAUUUAUUGAAGUUAACACUAAAAAAAAAUCCUUUUUUUUAUUGUUCAUGGGCAUGGAAAACUACGAUUUAGUUCCUAAAUUUUUCAACUUUGUAUGUUUGAUCACUAUUGUUUUAGGUUCUUACAUUUUAGUCCUAAAUUUUAUUUUUUUACAUCUUAGUCUUUGGAUGAGUUAGGAGGGAAAAAGUCCAUGGAAAUAGGGAUAAAAGAGAAAUGGUGUUCGAUCAAUCAUAUUUUAACCACAAAAACUAUUAAUCUUAGUCAAUUAGUUCAUCUUAGAAAGAGUUCAGAAGAAGUGAUGUUUUUUUUCGAACAUGUCAUAAAAAAUAGAUAAGGGCCUAUAAAUUUAUUUUUUUAAUCAAUUGGAUUUCGAGUUUUAGAGUGAUUAGAGGGUUUUGGAGGAUUACUCACUUUUUUUUUGCUAAAUAUCCUUUUAAUUUGUUUUUAAUUUUUAAAUAUUUUUUAAAAUUACUUUAUUAAAAUAAUAUUUAAGAUAUUAUAUAAUUAUGCUAUUAUUUUUAAGAAGAUUAAAACUAUAAUGAUAUUAACAAUUGUUUCAUGAAUAAUUAUGUAUUAAUCUAAUAUAAAAUAUCUUUUAAAUAAUUUGUUCAUGAGAAUAAAAUAUUUAUUUUUUAUUAUAAAAUCUUUAUAUUAUUUUCUUAGAUAUACUGUCUCAUAUAUUUCUAUAUAAGUGCAUUAAAAUAUUGAUUCAUGAUAUUUUUAUUUUUAAUUGAAAUUUGUUUUCAUAGUCAUAAUAAUUUUUUAUUUAUUUUUCAAAAAUAAUUUUUCAAAAAAAAGAAAUACAUAAAAAAAUAAGUUGUUGAUUAAAAAAUGUAUUUUUUAAAUUCAAAUCAUUUAUAAACCAUAGUGUUAAUAAAAAAAUAAUUUUAUUGUAAAAAAAAUAAUUUCAUGAAUAAGAAAAUACAAUUUUGACAAAAAAAAAUAUUUUUUCUUAAUAUAUUUUGUAUCCUAAUCUAUUUUUAUUUUCAUAUAAUUAAAUACAAAAAGUUUCUCAUGGAGUAUAUAUGGAUAAUAUUGCCAGUAAAAACUACCAUCACACAAAAAUAUUCUUGUCAUUUUUUUUUUAUUUCUUCUUGUAUAAUUUUUUAUGCCAUUUUGUUGCUCUUUCUAAAAAUAAAAAUUAAAAUUAAUUUUCAUGAUGUAUAUACAACACCCUAGAAAUUUAUAUAACAACAAUGCACAAAUGUAUUGUGAACAUUAUUCUCAUUGUUCUAUUGUUUUAUAGAAUAUGUUAUAAUUUGAAUACAUUUUCAAAUUUUCUCAAUUGAUUUAUCAAUAAAUGAUUUAAAUUGACAUGUUUUCUAAUUUUCUUACAUUAAAUAACAACCGUAAAUGAGGUCGAAAAUUAGAGUUAUAAAAUGCAAAGCAUUUUUCAUCUAGCAAACAGACCCUAAUAAAUAUCUCUAACAAAUAAAAGAAUCAUCCUCCUAUAUCAUAAGAAAAUUGAAUUAAAGAAAGAAAAAAAUAUUGAAGUUCAAAUGACCAUAGUACCCUUCUUCCCCAAAUCUGGAAAACUCCACCACCCCUGCAAAAACCAACUCUAUCAAAGCAGAAAGCAAAAUUGCCAGACAAAAAAAUGCCGCCACCAAAGACCACCACCACCACACUUCCAUGCUCAAUCCCAACUCUCUUCCUCGCUUUCACUACCCUCUCUUUCCUCUGCUUCUCCCUCUUCUUCCUCUACAACAAAAACCCAUCUUUCCCUAAUCCGCAAACCACCCUCCAAACCUCUCAAAAUUCCAUCAAAGUCUAUGUAGCUGACCUCCCUAGAUCUCUCAACUACGGCCUCCUUGACCAAUACUGGUCCUCCUCUAUACCUGAUACCCGUAUUAGCUCCGACCCAGAUCAUCAGAUCCGACCCAAACCCACCAAGAACCAAAAAUUUCUUGAUUACCCUGAGAAUCCUUUGAUUAAGCAGUACAGUGCUGAGUACUGGAUCACUGGUGACUUAAUGACACCAGAGAAGUUAAAGUUUCGAUCUUUUGCUAAAAGGGUGUUUGAUUGUAAUGAAGCUGAUGUUGUUUUCGUGCCCUUUUUUGCUACACUGAGUGCUGAAAUGGAGCUUGCAAAGGGAAAGGGAAGUUUUAGGAGAAAAGAAGGGAAUGAGGAUUAUAGAAGGCAGAAGCAAGUGGUGGAUAUUGUGAGAAAUUCGGAUGCGUGGAAGCGAUCUGGCGGGAAAGAUCAUGUCUUUGUUCUUACAGACCCAGUUGCGAUGUGGCAUUUAAGAGCUGAGAUAGCCCCAGCUAUUCUACUGGUGGUAGACUUUGGUGGGUGGUAUAGGCUUGACUCGAAGUCAUCGAAUGGUAGUUCGUCAGAUAUGAUACAGCAUACCCAAGUCUCACUGCUGAAAGAUGUGAUUGUUCCAUACACACAUCUACUUCCUAGAUUGCAGUUAUCAGAGAACAAGAAACGCAGCACCCUUCUUUAUUUUAAAGGAGCCAAACAUAGGCACCGGGGAGGCAUAGUUCGAGAAAAAUUGUGGGACUUGCUGGUUAAUGAGCCUGGAGUUAUCAUUGAAGAAGGAUUCCCUAAUGCUACUGGGAGGGAGCAGUCCAUUAGAGGGAUGAGAUCAUCAGAAUUCUGUUUGCACCCAGCUGGGGACACCCCCUCUUCUUGCCGGCUAUUCGAUGCCAUCCAAAGCCUGUGUAUACCUGUUGUUGUAAGUGACAACAUUGAGCUGCCAUUUGAAGGCAUGGUAGAUUACACAGAAUUCGCAGUUUUUGUUGCAGUUGAUGAUGCCUUGAAGCCCAGAUGGCUGGUGGAUCGUCUCAGAAGCAUUUCUGUGAAGCAGAGGAAUGAAUUCCGUAGAAAUAUGGCUAAGGUUCAACCGAUUCUUCAGUAUGAUAAUGGUCAUCCAGGUGGUAUUGGUCCUAUUUCUCCAGAUGGUGCAGUGAAUCACAUAUGGAAAAAGGUACUUCAAAAAUUGCCUGCCAUUAAGGAAGCUGUUGUUCGAGAGAGAAGAAAACCACCUGGUGUAUCAGUUCCUUUGCGUUGCCAUUGUACCUGAACCAAAUCAAGUAAUUCUAAUAGCUUUUGACACUAUGCAUUAUUCUAUAAAGUCAAUUUAAUUUCAUCUCUCGGGAGAAAAAAAAAGAGUUGCUCAUUCCUUUCCCCAUGAUUCGAUAUUUGUAAAUUUCAGGCUUGUUAAAAUAUUCAUAAACAGCGCACUUUACUGAAAUUUGCCAUUUUGUCUA